AGUUUCGUUCUGAGCGUUCGCGAAGUGUGGCAUAAAAUAAUAGUUCCGACGCAACAACACUUUUUCCUCUUCUUUAGUGUUCCUUUCCGGAAUAUUGAAUUGGCCCAUGACUUUUCGGAAACAACGAGUUCAUCUUGCAGUCUGCUGAAGAAUCACAUGUGAAAGAAGACAGCUGUCAAAAAAUGUUUCUUCACACAUGAUCGUACGUUAAAGCUCUUUUGAUGACAAACACGAGCAACUGAAAAUGGAAAAGCAAGUAGUGAAGGGUCAAAAUGGACUCUUGGCAUACCAUGGUCGGCCAUCAUUAUUCUAUCCUGCUGUUCGUGCUGAAAGUGAAGAUGAAGUGAUCCCAUACUCUGGUUUUCCAACUCGUUUAGCAAGUGGAUUAGGAACAGCCAAGUUUUUAUGUGGAGCAUGCUUAGCUCUCUUGGGGGGGAUGGCCGUUUAUGUGCAAGCUUGGUCCGCUUGGAUGUACGGCGGCAUAUGGAGUGGACUCUUUGCCAUUUUUACUGGAUUAUGCAUUAUUUUAACAGCUAGAAAGCAAAAGCCACAAAGAAAGUCUCUUCUGAUUGCAUUAUUAAUUCUUUCUGUGCUUGGUUUCUUCAACACUGGUCUUUUGGCCACAUUUACAGCUAUGGGACUAGUAGCCGAAGUAUACAUGGAAGAUGUAGCUGGAGCUUUAGUGUGGCGUGGUGUUGAAAAUGCAUCGCCAUUUGCAGUUCAGUUGUUGCUAUUAGCCACAGCUACAGCAGAUAGCUUACUGUCAUUAGCUUGCUGUGUCAUCAGUGGUCGUGAAGUAUGCUGUUGCGGAAGCCCAACCCCAGCAUUACUGACCAUACAUAGAAGGGACAGAUUAAUCAGCUGGUUGGGUUCCCAACAAGAAUCAGUUCCUUCCCAAAAAGUAUUAAACUUGCCACCGGUACAUUUGGUGCCUUCGGUGCGUCAUCAGCAACAACAACGACAAAGUCGCUCAAAGACUCCGUCUACUUUGAAAGUGUUUCCAGUGUCGGGAACAGACACUAACGAAUCGUUGCCAUCAUCAAGCGGGGGAACAUCGACAAAACUCAACAUGCCUUUAGUGAAGGCAGAUGAAUUAGGAAAACAUUCUUCGAAACAUCGCGGGGAACGUCGAGCGAAAAAGGAACGGCGUCCUGAUGCAGAACAAGGACAUGCCAACAAGAAUAGAAAAACAUCCGAGACAUUGCCAAAUGAUAUGAACAAUAUUAAACAAAAUGCUACGAACAUUGACGAAAAAUAUUUCGCUCUUGAUAAAAAAUUAUCGGAGGAUUUCAUUGACAGAACAUGGAACUUUGAAAAGCAUACUUGAAGUACUUAUUUUUCAGAGUUGUGUCAAUUAUGCAGUAAUGAAAAGAAAAGGAUAGUGCAAAAAACAUUGAUGAAAAUGUAAACGAUGGAGGAACGAAAAAAGUGUGUAGGUGAUAUCAUCAAUUCCAUCAUUUCUUUUUGAUGAUUAUCAGUGAUUAAAUUGAUAUCAUUUUGGAUGAAGUGAAAUGAUAAUACCUUAAUGAGAUAAGAAAAUACCCAGAUUCCAUAAAAGUGGCUAAGAGGUUACAAUUUUGUAGGUCACGUUUUAUGAAAUGCCAAUUCUUGUGCAGGGUACUGUAUUUUUUUUUCAUUAAAAAAAUGGAUACAUAAAUGAAAAAUGCUGGGAAGCCUAGUGCCUGUAAGCAGAACAUUAUUUGGCAUCCCAUCUUCACUCAUCAAAGCAUUUAUUUUAUACAACGCUACUGAAUGAAUGUCAUUUUUUUUUUUUUAACUCCUCAAAGGGGUAUUAAAACUUAUGAAAAGUCGUGAUAUGCACUUUUCUCUCCAAUAAUGUAAAUAUUAAUAAAAUCAUUUGUUU
Molecule: messenger RNA, 1864 nt
Organism: Uloborus diversus
Lineage: Eukaryota; Metazoa; Arthropoda; Arachnida; Araneae; Uloboridae
Exons: 3
Coding region: 245-1327 (360 amino acids)
Source: RefSeq, a predicted model, not a curated record